AUGUCCGAAGAUCUGGAUAUUGAUAAAUAUCUUGCAACCGAGGCCAGCCAGCUCCAAAAAGAUCAAGAAGUCGAACGUAUUUUGACAGCGUUUAAGUUGAAUCCUUUUGACAUUCUGGACCUAGCACCAGAUUGUACCGAGAAAGAUAUAAAAAAUGCAUACCGAAAAAAAUCCCUACUCAUUCAUCCCGACAAAACCAAACAUCCGAAAGCACAGGAAGCAUUUGCAUUACUGAAGAAGGCGGAGAUGGAAUUGUCUAACGAGAAAUCACGACAAUUCCUUUUAGCGAUAGUUGAAGAAGCUAAACAUGAGUUGCGCCGGCGGAAAUCUCUAAAAAGAGAAUUGGAGGCUCAAGGUCUGGCAGCCAAAAAAGCCGAGCAGAUUGAAAAAGAGAAGAAGAGAAAGGCUGAGGAAGAAAAGUUAUGGGAGGAAACCAGGGAACAGAGAGUUAACAAUUGGAGGGACUUUCAAACAAAAAAGGGUGGUGGUUCGAAUUCGAAAAAGAAGAAGAAGUUAGGAGGCGAAUUCAAACCGCCAAAGGUUUUGGCCGAGGAUCCCUCAAAACCUUAUAUUAAGCGACCCACCACUAAUAAUUGA
Acaulospora colombiana is the source of this 597-nucleotide messenger RNA. Lineage: Eukaryota; Fungi; Glomeromycota; Glomeromycetes; Diversisporales; Acaulosporaceae. The record is from the annotation of a GenBank genome assembly.